AUGCAAGAAGAAAAGAGAAAAAAGUUCUUCGUAAUGAAUCCAGCAAGAGUAGAAAGUGCACUCAGAUCACAAGAAUUCUUGUUCAGAUGUGAUCCAUACAGUGCGAAAAUAUUCUCAUACCCCAGGGACUAUAAGAUAUCUAACACUAAGGAAUACAUAGAAGGAAAAAUCCUCUCAAUGUCACUGUGGUCAAUAAUAGCAAUAGAUCACCUGGAGAUAAACGAGAAUUCAAAAAUACUUGACAUGUGCUGUGCACCUGGAAUGAAGCUAGUAUAUGCAGGACUGCUUAUGCAAGCAAGUGCACCAGCAGGUAAGCAGAUAUAUGGUACAAUCACAGGAAUAGAUAUUUCCAGGAGUAGACUAAGUAUAACGAAAUCACUCAUUCAGAAGUAUAAAGUACCUAAUGUAAGAUUACUUCUAGGGGAUAGUGCAUCCUUUACAAGUACUCCCGUAUAUCCUGUCUCUAAGGAAGAAGUAAAAAGUGAAAUUCACCCGUGCAGAUGCAAGAUGGAGGCAGAAGGUGUAAGAGGAAGUGCAUUUUACACAAGCACAAGUCUUAGGCGUAUAGGACAUAAGCACAAAGAAGCCAAAUAUGAUAGAAUAAUCGUAGACCCAGAGUGCUCACAGACUAGCACAGUGAAAUAUGCAGAAGGACAGACUCCAAAACCAAAGAAUUAUGCACAAGAACAGUUGGAAAUUCUAUCUCACGGGAUAAAUAUGCUAGCAGUAGAUGGAAUUCUGAUCUAUUCCACAUGCACAUUCGAAGAAGAAGAGAAUGAAGGCGUAAUUCAAAUGGCUCUUAAAAAUAAUCCACAUAUAACCAGGAUUCCAAUUGAAAAACAAACACUUUAUAAGUACGGAGUAAGCACAAAGAACAUAAAAACAGAAGAAACAGUUAAGCUACCAUUCAGCGAUAGUUUAUUCAUAGCUAAAUUAAAAUACGGCAAGCAAAUAACAAAUUAA
Molecule: messenger RNA, 963 nt
Organism: Nematocida ausubeli
Lineage: Eukaryota; Fungi; Microsporidia
Exons: 1
Coding region: 1-963 (320 amino acids)
Biological process (GO): RNA methylation
Molecular function (GO): methyltransferase activity
Source: RefSeq, a predicted model, not a curated record